Molecule: messenger RNA, 1099 nt
Organism: Saccostrea cuccullata (small rock oyster)
Lineage: Eukaryota; Metazoa; Mollusca; Bivalvia; Ostreida; Ostreidae
Exons: 12
Coding region: 12-968 (318 amino acids)
Biological process (GO): negative regulation of peptidase activity
Cellular component (GO): extracellular region
Molecular function (GO): serine-type endopeptidase inhibitor activity
Source: RefSeq, a predicted model, not a curated record
AAUGGUCCAGAAUGAUGGAGAAAGUUUUCCUUUGUAUUCUAUUUGCAGUGGUUGGUGGACAGAAAGACCGAUUUAGCCCAAAUCAACCCUCUAUUGUGAAACCAGGGAGAUGUCCGGUUUCUAAUGAAAUCACGCCUUGUGACUGUAACCUGGCGAACAUUCGGUGUAAUGGGGACCAAGACUGUCCCGGAGUUCAGAAGUGCUGUUCUUUCGGCUGCGGGUGCAGAACACGAUGUGAAGUUCCCGAGGGAGAAAAGAACAAGGUAUGUCGGUAUAACGGUAAAUUCUACAAGGUUGGACAGAGUUUUCCCGCUGGGGAUGGAUGUAAUAGAUGCACCUGUAGAUCCAACGGACAGGUUAUCUGUACACUUAUAGCGUGUGACACAAUGUGUGUCAAAGUUAUCUGUACACUUAUAGCGUGUGUCACAAGAUGUAGUUACAACUACAGGGCUUACAAACCCGGGCAGAGUUUCCCAUCAAUAGACGGUUGCAACAGAUGUACGUGUGGAACUGAUGGGCGUGUCAGCUGCACAGAACGAGCAUGUAUAAGGCGUUGUAUGUAUAACGUGACGUAUUAUAUCAGAGCUUGUUAUAUGUUGUUUUAUGUCGUAGAUAUAACGGCAGGUAUUAUAAAGUGGGUUGUAGAUAUAAUGGCAGAUAUUACAAAGUGGGACAGAGUUUCCCCUCUAUUGAUGGAUGUAACAGAUGUUCCUGUGGCUCUAAUGGUCGCUAAAUUUUGCUGUGGCUCUAACGUAUUCUGUACACUAAGGGCCUGUAUAAAACCUACAUCCAGAGGUGUCUGUUCCCAACCAAAGGUUGUGGGUCCUUGUAGGGGAGCAUUCCGACGUUGGUGGUACAAUAAAUCGACCAAACGAUGUGAACUUUUUUCUUACGGCGGAUGUAGAGGAAACCAAAACAACUUCAGGACAAAGUUCGCCUGUCUCAGACGUUGUAGAAGGAGAUAUUAAUCUGUGAAGAUGUGACAAGAGUGAAGCUUUCUGACCGAGCGAUAUGUUCUUUUAAUCUAUUAUUAUAAAUUAAAAUAAUGGAUUCAAAACAUGAUUUAUUUUCAGUUUUCUGUAGGAAAAUGUUUUUCCUG